Messenger RNA from Gossypium raimondii (Peruvian cotton), 1779 nucleotides. RefSeq lists its product as uncharacterized. NCBI's taxonomy places the organism in Eukaryota, Viridiplantae, Streptophyta, Magnoliopsida, Malvales, Malvaceae. The record is from RefSeq and is a predicted model, not a curated record. Gene Ontology annotation, cellular component: endoplasmic reticulum. The transcript has 2 exons. Gene Ontology annotation, biological process: ubiquitin-dependent protein catabolic process. Gene Ontology annotation, molecular function: ubiquitin protein ligase activity; ubiquitin-like protein conjugating enzyme binding. The coding region runs from base 340 to 1605 and encodes 421 amino acids.
UUGCUUGAAUUCUCUAAAAAAAAAUUUCCCCCAAAUUUAUUUUCUUUCUAAUUUUUAUUUUUAUUUUUCCCCCAUUUUCUCUCUAAAACAAGAUGAAAGAUCGCUGACCCCAAGAAGCUAGCAAUCCAUGGCGAGUCAAGUCGCACUCAGAAACCAUCCAACUGAGUGACUCAGAGUACUUAAAAAAAGCUCCGAGUUUGCUGGUCAAGAUCGUCGGCUGUUAAAGGCCAGGGUAAAUUUAAGGUUUUUAUCUACGGGUACCUUAAAUUUAUGAAGAUAAUAAAGAGGGUUCAUUUGUGAUUUAAAAAAAAAAUUAAGGGUUUCUUGGAGCCAUUUGUGAUGGAUGAGGAAACAUCUGAUACAAUGAACCUUGAUUUGAAUCUGGGUCCGGCACCUGAGACCGGGUCCGGGUCGUUGUUGAAUGAAGGUGUGAAUUUGAAUGACUUAGUCGAGAACCCGUUCGAUAGGAUCCGGGAUGCGGUUAGGCGUAGGAGAUGGAGAUGGCAUCAGGUUCAACUUCCUGUUGCAACUCAGAGCUUGUCGGUUGAAUUUGAUCAAUUUACGGGGAAUUCUGACGGUCCGAAUACAUUACAAGCAGGUGAGGGUAGCGUUACGGCUGAGGAAAGAACGAGUGAUGUGCCGAAAGUGUGUGAAACCACCAAUGGGUUUUUGGAAGAUGAGGUUUUAGAAGAUAAAAAGGAUGAUAUUGAGAAGGGUGUUAGCAAUGAUGGGAGUUUUUUCGAUUGUAAUAUAUGCUUAGAUUUGGCUCGGGAACCUGUUGUAACUUGUUGCGGUCACUUGUUUUGUUGGUCGUGUCUUUACCGAUGGUUGCAUAUGCAUUCGGAUGCAAAUGAAUGCCCAGUCUGUAAAGGAGAAGUGACGAUUAAAACGUUGACACCGAUAUAUGGUCGUGGGAAGGUUAUCUAUGAGCCAGAAGAGGAUUCGGGUUUUAAAAUCCCUCCUCGUCCGACUGCUGGACGAGUGGAUAGUUGGAGGCAAACCAUUCAACGGACUCCUUUAAAUCUUCCUGUUGAAGAGAUGAUUCGUCGUAUUGGAAACAGAUUUGAUUUGGUACGUGACUUGACUCCACCACGUGAAGCCAGUGGUUCUCGGGAAACAGCAGAACGUACUAAUUCCGUGCUUAAUAGGAUUUUGACAUCUCGUGGAUUACGUGGAGAGCAAAACGCAGUCGUGCCCCUCGAUGAUGUUGACUUGACACCCAGUAGUACAACAAGUACCGACGUGGUGUCCUCCCGAAUUCACUCUUUGUACCUUCAACGGCAAUCACACUUACGAAGAGCUGCAAGACUGACUUCUCUAUCAUCGGCACUCAAUUCAGCUGAAAGGAUGGUCGAGGCAAUAUUCCGAGGCAACCCGGUGGGAAGAAAUCAGGAGCAAGCACCAGCAGCAGUUGUCGAUGAUCGGGACUCGUUCUCAAGCAUUGCUGCUGUAAUAAACUCGGAGAGUCAAAUGGACACGGCCGUCGAGAUAGAUUCUGUGGUUUCACUUUCGGCUUCGUCUUCUAGAAGAAGAAACGAUGUAUUGAGGGUCUCGGAUGUCGACAGCGGUGACUCUCGGGCGCAUAGGAGGAGACGAUUGAACUAGGAAACUAGAAAAAGGAUUUCACAAUGUCAUGGACCUGCUUCAAUAAAUAGUUCUUUUUAAUUGCAUUCCAUUUAUAUUGCUUUUUUUUUUUUUUCAUAUAUAAAGAAUUUUCAGCUUCCAAAUAUAUUAUUCCCAAACAUAAUAUGGAUUGAAAUGUUAUCUUCCUUUUUCCUA